AUGGAAAGGGUUAAUCAGUUCAUCAAGUUCUAUCUACGCUCCUAUGUUGCUGCUGAUUAUUCUGACUGGUCCAUGUGGUUACCAUUGGCAGAAUACGCAUAUAACAAUGCCAAGCAUGCUGCCACAGGAAAAACACCCUUUGAGCUUGUCUAUGGACAAAAUCCAGUUAUGAAUCUGUCAAAUGUCCCAGCCAAUGUACCAGAAGCAGAUGCCCUAGCAGAUACCCUAGCCCAAGAAUGGAAAGAAGCCAAGGCAGCCCUCAGGAUGAGCAAGGAGAAAAUGAUCCAGAACCAAGGAUCUACUCUGGAGUAUUCAGACAACUCCUGGGAACCAGAAGAACUGUUGGAACACAGCCAAGAUGAGAUAAAGCGCUUCAAUCAGGCUAGACUCAAAAAGGCUUGUGAUGCUGCCAAGAGCCUUUAA
Rhizoctonia solani is the source of this 423-nucleotide messenger RNA. Its product is annotated as Retrotransposable element Tf2 protein. The record is from RefSeq and is a predicted model, not a curated record. The coding region runs from base 1 to 423 and encodes 140 amino acids. Gene Ontology annotation, molecular function: nucleic acid binding. NCBI's taxonomy places the organism in Eukaryota, Fungi, Basidiomycota, Agaricomycetes, Cantharellales, Ceratobasidiaceae. The transcript has 2 exons. Gene Ontology annotation, biological process: DNA integration.